Molecule: messenger RNA, 564 nt
Organism: Punica granatum (pomegranate)
Lineage: Eukaryota; Viridiplantae; Streptophyta; Magnoliopsida; Myrtales; Lythraceae
Source: RefSeq, a predicted model, not a curated record
AUGACUCUGAAUAUAUCGAGCCUCUCUCUCAUCCUUGAGCUCUUCAUAAUCCAAAUUUCUGCUUAUAAAGCAGCAUUUGGUUCUGACAACGAAACAGAUUACCAAGCAUUACUGGCCAUCAAAAUCCAGAUAAGCUCAGCAGAAUCCUUCGAUGCACUCAGCUCGUGGAAUGAUAUGAUCCACUUCUGCACUUGGCACGGAGUAGCCUGCAGGAAGAAGCAUCGGCGGAGGGACAAUACCUCAAGAGAUCUAUCACUUGUCGAGGCUAAGAACUCUUGCUGUGUUCAGGAAGCAGCCUUAGCUUCUUCGACCAAGGAUAACAAUCCUAAGCUUACAUAUUGGGAACUUUCACAAGCGACAGACAGGUUCCCUACUAGAAAACUGAUUGGAGAAGGGAGCUUUGGAGCAGUCUAUAAGGGAAUCCUGCCUAGCACUGGACAAAUCGUUGCCAUCAAGGUUCUCAAACUUCAAGAGCGAGGAGCAACGAAGAGCUUCAUGGCCAAGUGCAAGGCCAUGAGGAACAUUCGGCAUCAGAACCUUGUCAAGACUAUCACGUCUUGCUGA